AUGGAACAAUGCAACCAGACAACAACCAUAGCUUUUGUGUUCCAAGGAUUCUCCAGAGAACAAAGCACCAACCUAUGCCUCUUUUCAAUUUUCCUCUCCAUGUACCUUGUCACCCUAGCAGGCAACACAGUCAUCAUCACAGCCAUCCACACUGACUCACGGCUUAGCACACCCAUGUACUUCUUUCUAAGCAACCUAUCCUUCCUGGACAUCUGCUACACAACCAGUGUGGUGCCUCAGUUGCUGGUUCAUUUCCUGUCUAGUCAGAAGACCAUCUCUUUCAAGCGGUGCAUGGCUCAGCUCUACAUCUCUUUGUCCCUGGGUGGCAUUGAGUUUAUCCUGCUGGCAGCCAUGGCUUAUGACAGAUAUGUGGCUGUCUGCCAUCCCUUGCAUUACAUGGCCAUCAUGAGCAGAAGGGUUUGCAUCCAGAUGGCUUUGCUUUCUUGGAUGGGUGGCUUCUUCAAUGCUUUGGUACAGACUGUGUUCACCAUGCAUCUUCGCUUCUGCCACUUCAACACCAUCAAUCACUUUGCCUGUGAACUCCUGGCUGUCAUUAAGGUGGCUUGUUCAGAUACUUUUGUCAAUGAGAUUGUGAUUGUGGUGGCAGGGGUCAUUGUGCUGCUGAUUCCCUGUAUUGUGGUCAUGCUUUCCUAUGUGUAUAUAAUAUGUGCCAUCCUGCGCAUCCGCUCUUCCGAAGGUCGGCAUAAAGCCUUCUCCACAUGUACCUCUCAUCUGACUGUUGUCACCCUCUGCUAUGGCACAGCCAUCUUUGCGUACAUGAGUCCUAAAGCCAACACUUCACCCAACCAAGACAAGAUGGUUUCCAUCGUCUAUGCAGUGGUUACCCCCAUGCUGAAUCCUAUCAUAUAUAGCCUGAGGAAUAAAGAAGUAAAAGGAGCUUUGUCUAAAGCAGUGCGGAAAAAUGGUCUUCUGUAG
Molecule: messenger RNA, 936 nt
Organism: Hemicordylus capensis (graceful crag lizard)
Lineage: Eukaryota; Metazoa; Chordata; Lepidosauria; Squamata; Cordylidae
Product: olfactory receptor 2F1-like
Exons: 1
Coding region: 1-936 (311 amino acids)
Biological process (GO): G protein-coupled receptor signaling pathway
Cellular component (GO): membrane
Molecular function (GO): G protein-coupled receptor activity; olfactory receptor activity
Source: RefSeq, a predicted model, not a curated record